Alexandromys fortis (reed vole) is the source of this 2846-nucleotide messenger RNA. RefSeq names its product LIM domain binding 2 (gene Ldb2). Bases 358 to 1350 code for a protein of 330 amino acids. Gene Ontology annotation, molecular function: LIM domain binding. Gene Ontology annotation, biological process: negative regulation of transcription by RNA polymerase II; positive regulation of transcription by RNA polymerase II; nervous system development. Lineage: Eukaryota; Metazoa; Chordata; Mammalia; Rodentia; Cricetidae. The record is from RefSeq and is a predicted model, not a curated record. Gene Ontology annotation, cellular component: transcription regulator complex; nucleus. The transcript has 8 exons.
CUCUCUCUCUCUCUCUCUCUCAACUCCCUCUCCCCCUUCUCCCUCCUCCUUUCCUUCUUCCUUUCCUCCCUUCCUCCCUCCCAACCUCCAACCUCCGCUCUCUCCCUCUCAGAGCUCCAGCGCUCCCUCCCCUCCCGCGCUCCCUCCCUCCCUCCUCGCUCCCUCUCCUCUCUCGCUAUAGAGGGCUCCCACAGCACUUCCCAGCCAGUGUGUUCAGCCUGCCUGCCUGCCUGCCUCCGUGUGUGUGUGUGAGCGUGUGUGCGUGCGUCUACUUUGUACUGUGAAGAACACAGCCCAUGUGCUCUGCAUGGACGUUCCUGAUACUCUGUUAAGCUUGAUUUUCGACAAGCAGGCAAGAUGUCCAGCACACCACAUGACCCCUUCUAUUCUUCUCCUUUCGGCCCAUUUUAUAGGAGACAUACACCAUACAUGGUACAGCCAGAGUACCGAAUCUACGAGAUGAACAAGAGACUGCAGUCUCGCACAGAGGACAGCGACAACCUCUGGUGGGAUGCCUUUGCCACGGAAUUUUUCGAAGAUGAUGCCACAUUAACUCUUUCAUUUUGUUUGGAAGAUGGACCAAAGCGAUACACUAUCGGCAGGACACUCAUCCCCCGUUAUUUUAGCACCGUGUUCGAAGGAGGGGUGACUGACCUGUAUUACAUCCUCAAACACUCAAAGGAGUCUUACCACAACUCAUCCAUCACGGUAGACUGCGACCAGUGUGCCAUGGUCACACAACACGGGAAGCCCAUGUUCACCAAGGUAUGCACAGAAGGCAGGCUGAUCUUGGAGUUCACGUUUGAUGACCUCAUGAGAAUAAAAACGUGGCACUUUACCAUCAGACAGUACAGGGAGCUGGUCCCCAGAAGCAUACUAGCCAUGCACGCACAAGAUCCUCAGGUCCUGGAUCAGCUGUCCAAAAAUAUUACCAGGAUGGGUCUAACAAACUUCACCCUCAACUACCUCAGGUUGUGUGUAAUACUGGAGCCAAUGCAGGAACUGAUGUCAAGACACAAAACCUACAACCUCAGUCCCAGAGACUGCCUGAAGACCUGCCUGUUUCAGAAGUGGCAGCGGAUGGUGGCACCGCCAGAACCCACAAGGCAACCGACAACCAAAAGGAGAAAAAGAAAAAACUCCACCAGCAGCACCUCGAACAGCAGCGCUGGGAAUACCACCAACAGUGCGGGCAGCAAGAAGAAGGCCCCGGCUGCGAGCCUGAGCCUGUCCAGUCAGGUACCUGGGCUAGGAGCCAUCCCGAACUGCAGCCUCAACCCUGGGAGGGAUGGAGACCUGUGUCAUUCUACAGCAGUGACCCCUUCUGGCCAAUUUAAGGAGAAGCAUUGAGGGGCCCUGAAAGGAGUCACUUCCAGUCCUCCUCAGAGGUUGGUGGUCCUUGCACGGGGGAUUAGUGAGAAGGUGUGAAAUGGGCAAAAGCUGGUGGCACCUCCAAGCUCCCAGCUCAGGAGCAGAGGUCAGCCUCAUGGGGGAACCAAGGGUAUGUGGGCUCCUCUCAGGUGGAUUCCUGGGCCCCCAGUGUGUCACAGAGGCUGGACAUGGGAAGGAAAGUCACUCUCACCACGGAAGUGGGAUUUCCAGGACAUGGGGGUGGGGACUUGCAUUUCACAUCCCCUAGCUAGCAGCAACCUGGAAUGGACAGCCUAUCUCCUCUUACUUUGUGUGACAAUAGCAAGCGGAGACAGCUGGGGAAGAGCAGCACUGUACUUCUGUAAAGGUGGGAAAGGAACCAAAGAGAAACCAAAUAGAGUUCAAAGAACUCUCUAAAUGGCCUCCAGCACCAUGUGCAUAGAAAGUCUAAAGUUCUUUUUAUUCGUUAGUCACCUGUCGGUCAACUAAACCACAUGCACUCAUGCACAGCACACAUGCACACGUGCAUGCGUGCACGUACAUGCACACACACACAGAGUUAUGCUUCUAAUUAAGAAUACUUUUAGAAGAACCACCAAAGCCAAUGUAGCAGUUCUCUGAAACACAGCGCAUUUACAAACACGUACACCUGGGCAUCUUUUCCAGCUUUUUCUGGUGUGUGGGGAUAAGGUGGGGUUCUCCACAUAUUACAAGCCUAUGCUAGAGCCCCCCCCUGGAGAUACUCAAACCACUACAUGCCUAUUGGUUUUUUUUCUUGCAUGGAUGUCAUUUUCUAAUGCAGAGAACACAUCUGCAGUGCUGGGGACUUUCCUUCUAAAGACACGCUGAAACCAGCCACUUCUUCCAUUUCCCCUCUGCUUCCCAGACCUCCUUUGCUUCUCCUUAUUCUUGCAGCUUCUCUCGAUGGCUUUGGAAUCACAGUACUAACACAGACCCACAUGGUUGGUUCUAUGGUCCUCUCCUGCCCGGCGACACGCAAUGCAUGUCCCCCACGUCUGUCCAUCCAAGUGUGUUCAUUAAUCCUCACGCUGAGCUCUGCCAAUCUUUCCCUUCCUGUCCUUUCUGCCACUUUUUUUGUUCUUCAUCAUAAUAAGUACAGCCUCCUAAUUGCCUUUACCUAAGUGUCACUCUUACCCUCGGACUGCCAUGAGUGAAAUGGUAGCCAGCCUCUGCUAAUUGAAUAAUGUUCACCUGUCUGUGCAGUGUCUACAUUCCAUUUAAAACCACAGGGCCCUUCUUCCCAGUCAGAAAGGCAGUGCCUAUUCUGCAUCUCAUCUUAAGAGUCCUCAUGAGUCUCCUUACAUGCCAGUGUCAACUUCUGGCUCAUCGUUGCCUAGCGAACACUCUUGGAAGCACCCAGUUCAGUAUCUGACCAGUACCCUUAGCAGUACCUCUAUUGCUGAGUACCAAGUUCACAUUUCAUGUAUUUACUUCACCUGGGCCAUUUCUCCUUU